AUGAUAUGUCAGACGAGGAGGCUGCCGAGAUCAUCAACGAGGUGCAGGAUAUAUGCACUGUGGACUGUCGAGAUACGCAAGGGAAGUGGAUGAUCGUAUACGUGCGGCUGAGAUUUGUGGCGAUCCUUCAAUGAAUGCGUCCAAGGACCAGAGCGGGUCCCGUGUAGGUUCGAGUCCGUGGCCAGGCGGAACGACAUGAAGCCUAGUGAAGCCGCUGGAGGGGCUGCGGCAGAAGCCCUGAUAAACAGGGCUGUGCUGGAUUAUGUAAUAUGACAUCAGAUCAGGAGCUCUAGAUAGUACGUCACACUGCGGCGACCACUACAAGACGAGCCCGUCCCGUCCAACGCCAUCCAAUCUCCAUCACAAUGACCACCCACGCUGUAAACGUUUCCAACCUUGCCCCCACGACGACGGAGGACCACCUCCGUGAUUUCUUCACAUUUUGUGGAAAGAUCGUCGCGAUCGACCUCCACAACACCGAGCCCAAGACUGCGGUCGUCCACUUUGAAAAGCCCUCCGCCGCCAAGACCGCCCUGAUGCUCAACGGCGGCACUCUGGACGGCGCUCAACUAACAGUCACGUCCGACACCACCCACCACGACGAAGAGCACGAGGAGCCCGCCGCGGGCGACCACAUCGAGCAGGAGCACAAGCCCCGCGCCGGCAUCGUCGCCGAAUACCUCGCAAAGGGCUACACGCUCUCCGACAGCAUCCUCGAGCGCGCGAUCAAGAUGGACACCGAGAAGGGCAUCUCGCAGCGCUUCCUCGCCUACUUCAACUCGCUCGACAAGACCAUCGGCUCGAAGGCCCUCGGCGAGAACCAGACCGUGUCCGCGAAGGUGCAGAGCGCCGUCAGCGCCGCCACGCAGCAGGCCAAGGCCGUCGACGAGCAGAAGGGCAUCACGAAGAGCGCGACCGAGUACUACUCGAAGGCGCUCGCGUCGCCGUGGGGCCAGAAGGUCCGCCAGUUCUACACAACCACGAGCAAGCAGGUGCUCGACAUCCACGAAGAGGCUCGCCGUAUCGCCGACCAGCAGAAGGCGAGCGGUACCGCGCCCGCGCCUGCUGCACCUACCGCUCCUGGUAGCGCUGGCGCCGGUAUCACCGGUGGGCCUGCUACGACCGACCCGACUGCCCCCGCUACAACCGUGGUCUAAGGAAGGGGUAUAUUUGGAAAUUAAUGAAUCAGACGAAAUUGUACGAUCGGAAGUAAAUGUACUCUGUUGGAUAUGAUAGUGCUCAGACGUUAUUAAUGGAUACCUGCCACUGUUC
Messenger RNA from Gloeophyllum trabeum ATCC 11539, 1272 nucleotides. RefSeq lists its product as uncharacterized. The transcript has 6 exons. The coding region runs from base 366 to 1157 and encodes 263 amino acids. Gene Ontology annotation, molecular function: RNA binding. NCBI's taxonomy places the organism in Eukaryota, Fungi, Basidiomycota, Agaricomycetes, Gloeophyllales, Gloeophyllaceae. The record is from RefSeq and is a predicted model, not a curated record.